AUGAUGAUCAAAGAAGUCAACAACUUCACCAGCGUGAUCGACAAAAGAUCCGUAGAUACGAUCAUCGAGGUAAAUGCUCUGGCUGUGGUUUGCAAUACUUUCAAGAGACGAAUUGGUGAAGGGGCAGAAUUUGAGAACACGGCAGGGUUCUCCACCAUUUCUGAUGGAUUGAUGGGUAUUUACCGGGAUCUCGUAGCCACCACCGGACGUAUGAUAGAUGUUCAGUCUGCCGCGGAACUGAGCGAUCAUGGGCUGGAACAUGGUUUGGCGACCAUUGAGACCAAGGUUGAAGUUUUGAAUACGAAGGUCCAAGAUCUGGAUGCUGAUCACGGAAUUUUGAUCUUGGGCCAGCAAGAAAUUGCUUGA
Messenger RNA from Cylindrotheca closterium, 366 nucleotides. The record is from the annotation of a GenBank genome assembly. Lineage: Eukaryota; Bacillariophyta; Bacillariophyceae; Bacillariales; Bacillariaceae.